This is a messenger RNA of Lotus japonicus, 1343 nucleotides long. RefSeq lists its product as uncharacterized. NCBI's taxonomy places the organism in Eukaryota, Viridiplantae, Streptophyta, Magnoliopsida, Fabales, Fabaceae. The record is from RefSeq and is a predicted model, not a curated record. The coding region runs from base 26 to 1276 and encodes 416 amino acids. The transcript is spliced from 7 exons.
GAGUGAGAGUUGAAGGGUUCAGAGAAUGAGAAUUUUUAAGGUUGUAUUUGUGUUGCUUUGCGCGUUGUUUUCCUCUUGUAACCAAUUAAAAUUCAAAGUUGAAGGAAGAGCAUCAUCAUCUUUAGAAAGAGAAAUUGAAGCCAAACUGAAGCUCCUUAACAAACCUGCGGUAAAAACAAUUAAGAGUGAAGAUGGAGAUAUUAUUGACUGCAUCAACAUUUACAAACAACAUGCUUUCAACCAUCCUGCAUUGAAGUACCACACCAUUCAGAAAGUCCCUGAUUUCCUUCUAGAUUCCCAUAACUCUAGCACAUUUCAAGUGUUCCAAACAUGGCAGAAAAGUGGAAGCUGUCCAGAAGGAACUGUUCCCAUUCGCCGAAUUCGAAAAGAGGACUUACUAAGAGCAACUUCUUUGGAACUCUUUGGUCGAAAACCCCCAAUACAUUUCAUAAAUUCAACAAACACCACAAACUCUAAUUCCCAUGAAUUCAAUGGCUCCAACACAUACAUUCCAGAAAAUCGCUCGCAAACAUAUCUUUUUACAGUGGGAUACAAUUACAUAGGUGCAGAAGCAGAUAUUAACGUUUGGAAUCCAAGUGUUGAUCUACCAAAUGAUUACACCACUGCUCAAAUUUGGCUUUUGGCUAACAAUGGUCCUCAGUUUUUGCAAAGUGUUGAAGCAGGCUGGGUGGUGAAUCCAAAGUUGUAUGGUGAUAAAGCCACUCGAUUGUUUGCUUAUUGGACUACGGAUUCAUACAAGUCAACAGGUUGCUUUGAUGUUACUUGCCCUGGAUUUGUGCAAACAGGGCAAGUAAGUCUUGGUGCUGCCUUAGCCCAUAUUUCAUCCAAACGCGGUCAACAAUAUGAGAUCAACAUUGGAAUGUUUUGGGAUGACUCAGGAAAUUGGUGGCUUAGAGUGGGCCACAAUACGCCUGUGGGUUAUUGGCCUGCGAAAUUAUUCGGUGCUGCUGGGUUGAGCCAUAGUGCAAUAGCGGUUGAGUGGGGUGGACAAGUGUACAGUCCGAUGGUAAAGAAAAGACCACACACAAGAACCGCUAUGGGGAGCGGAGAGAGUGCAGAAAAUCGUUGGGGGAGCGCAUGCUUCAUGCGCAAUUUGAGAAUUAAGGAUUACUCACAACAACUUAAGUACCCUAGUCAUGUAAACACAAACGCUCCAGAACCCUAUUGCUACAAUAUCUUAAAUGAGGCUAAAUAUGGACAAGAACCUAUCUUGUAUUUUGGAGGCCCGGGACAAGCGCCUCCCUAUUGUCCUUGAAUUUCCUUAAAAUAAAAUUAUAUAAAAAUAUUUUUUAUUGAUUAAAAAUAAAAGGUAAAUGCUCUUU